Molecule: messenger RNA, 3202 nt
Organism: Odontomachus brunneus
Lineage: Eukaryota; Metazoa; Arthropoda; Insecta; Hymenoptera; Formicidae
Product: sentrin-specific protease 1-like
Exons: 3
Coding region: 811-2550 (579 amino acids)
Biological process (GO): protein desumoylation
Cellular component (GO): nucleus
Molecular function (GO): deSUMOylase activity
Source: RefSeq, a predicted model, not a curated record
UAUAUAUGAACUACAAUAAUAAACUUCUAGCUCUUGUAGAAAAACAUCGUAUCGUGUCGCUUCUUGUCGUGCAACACAACGAUCUCAUGUUCAGUGUGUAGAAGCCAUGUAACUGAGAAAAAUAAUUCUUUAACUUUGCAUAGCGUGUAUGUACAACAAAAUGUAUGUGUAAUAAAAUGCGUAUAUUUAAAAUUUGACGGAAGGAAAAGAUGCAAGAGAAAAUACAGAGAGUGCAAUGAAUAAUAACAGAUCUUGCUUGAAACUCAACACAGAGGAUGCUCCAGUCGUUCCUCUUGCGUAAAUACGUAGUUGCUAACUCGCUGUGCUCAUAACCUAUGUCGAGCGCGAUAUAUGUGUGCGGUACGAUUUGCCGCUACUGGUUAUAUAUGUCGAGACAGUUGUGUAAAAUUAAAUGUACCAUAAACGACAAGUUAUGUAUGCCUCGUAUGCCGUGUGAACAGUACGCCGGUCUUCGAUUCGACACUCGUGUGCUGAAUAUAACGUAAUAUUCAAGUAAGCAUCAACCGGAACGCAUAUGCGCCGUGGGUCGCAGAAUGAGAUGUGAACGUUUUACAUACUCCGACGCACAUAUUAAAUCUUCAGUGGUGUUCACAGACGGCAAUUUCGAAACGACGGACGAGAUACGGAUCACAGCUCGCUUUACUGAUACUUCCGCUGCACUCGUCUAAUUUCAAGCAUUACGUUGGAUUAUAGUAACAGAAUCCUCACAGAAACACAUUGAAUGGACAAUAACAUAGUUUAUGCAGAGAAUAUAUAUGGGUCAUAUAUCACAUAAUUUAAUACUCCAACAUGAUAUUUGACUUCCUGAAGAAGAUCUUUGGAUGGGCAGAUGAAGGAUCCAGAAAGCGGAAGGCUUCCGAGUCCUGUAGUUUCGAAAGGAGGCAUGUGAUACCGAAGAAACUUAAAACUGAUUGCAGCAUGCCACACUGGAUGGAUGAAUAUUCUGACAUCGAUGAAGAUGAUGACAUAAUAUUUUUGAGCGAGCACAAAUUCUUGCCAAGGAAUUCGUGCACAAAGAUGAAUGGCACCCACAAGAAGGCAGCACAGUCUUACCAGUUUCACGCAGUAAGCUCGAACCCUGUCUACAAACCUGUCUGUUCGUCGUCGUCACUGCAUCGCGAUAACUCCACUAUGUCGCCCUGCUUUGCCAGUCAGAAGCACAAGAUGCAAGAUAUCAGUGGCAAGUGUCACACGCUAGUCAGGACUAAUCAAUUGAAGGAGAGAUAUCAAUACGAGGAGCUGCUGCAAAACUUUCUUCCAAGUAGGAUACAGAUAUUGAAAGAUAAAUGCGUGGAGCACACUCCGGUGCAGAAUGUUAUCGAGGUGGUCGAAUUGGACGACAACGUGGAAGAUCCUCCGGCCGAGAAGACGCGGCAGAUCACCGCAAGGACAGCCGGCGAGAUGGCGUCACGUUGGCGCAAGAGUAUAUUAAACAACACUAGAGCAGACAAAGGGAGAGCUUCUACUUCCGAUCACAGAGAGAAGAAUGACGAGAUUGCAUCGGCGAGGACGUAUCAGCAGUCCAACAAAACAGCCAGCAGAAGUGAGAGUGCCGACGCAAGCAGACUGAAGUCGAUAUCUUCGCCGCCAGUCAAGCCCGUUGCGACCAACUCGUUGCGUGACGAACUCGCGGCAAAAGCCGUCAUGAGGCAGGACUUCAUCCCUGAGGUCGCCAAGAGGUAUAACGAGCGGAUCGAGCAGCGGUACAGAGAAGCCGAGGAGCUGAAGAGGAUGACCUGCGUCCUGUCGAAGCACAAUCGGUACGCGAGGGAGGCGGCCCUGGAGGAACAACUGGCGCGCUCCAUGAAACUCUGCAUGGCCGUCUUAGACGAGAGAGAGGAGCCGGAUGAGCCACCGUUGCCGAAGCUAACUGAUGAGAUGCAGCGCGAAAUAAAGAACGCCUUGGUGCCGUGUCCACAGGGCGAGGUGCUCGUGGACGGUUUCGGUCUGAGGAUCACGCGGAAGGAUAUCCAUACCUUGGUCGGGCUGAACUGGCUGAACGACGAAGUGAUCAACUUCUACAUGAAUUUGCUGAUCACUCGCGGCACCACCGGCAAGUAUCCGAAGGUGCACGCGAUGAACACCUUCUUCUAUCCUAAGUUGCUGUCGGGCGGUCACUCGUCUCUGAAGCGAUGGACACGGAAGGUAGACGUAUUCGCGCAGGACCUCAUAGUCGUGCCCGUGCACCUGGAUAUUCACUGGUGCAUGUCGAUAAUAGAUUUCCGGGAAAAGUCUAUUCUCUAUUACGACAGCAUGGGCGGCAGUAAUCCGAAGUGUCUCGCGGCGUUGAAGCAGUAUCUGCAGGACGAGAGUUUGGACAAGAAGAAGAAAACGUACGACAUGAGCGACUGGAAGUUGCAGUCGGUAAAAGACAUUCCACAGCAGAUGAACGGCAGCGAUUGCGGGGUGUUCUCCUGCAUGUUCGCCGAGUACGUCUGCGCGAACAAGAAGAUAACGUUCACGCAGCAAGACAUGCCGUACUUUAGGAACAAAAUGGUUUACGAGAUACUGAAGUCGAAACUCUUGUAAACGGCUGGCUUAUCAUGGUUUUCGCGCAAGUUAGAAGAAAUAACGGACAGUGGUGCAAAACCGCAAAUUAAUCAUAAAUAUGAGUUUGAUUUUAAGGAAUCUUAAGGAAUCCUACGAAAGAUGAAGAAUAUCUGUCUGCUACAAAAGUAACGAUGUAUUAUUAUUGUUUUCCGAAGGAGAGAAGGGGGAAAAAGAGAAGGAUUAUACAUUGUAACAAGCUUCCUCUGAUUAAAUAUACUUCGUUGGAUGUCAAAGUGGAACUGUACUCUCAUCUUAAAACACAAAGGAACAGAAGAUGUGUCCUUGUCUUGUGUAACGAUUAACACUGUUGUUUCAGAAUAAACUUCAACAAAUUAACGUAGAUAUAUGUGUGCUAUAUAUAAAUGUAAAACGUUUUCCAAGUAUACAGAAAGGACAGUGUGAUCCGUAAAAUGCGUUUUACGUUUAGUAAAUAUAUUGACUGUCACUAUUAGUUCGACCUAUGUAUUUUUUACUGCUUCUGGAGUUUAGUAUUAGAAUUAAUUUUGAUGUAAGAGCUUAGAGUUACAAUUCAUCAUUCACAAUUGUUGGUAUUUUAUUUACAAUUACACCUUUAGAAGCAAUAUUGAACAAUUGAAAAUAAACAAUGCUGUCAAGAACAGCAAAAACAUUA